Closterium sp. Yama58-4 is the source of this 1206-nucleotide messenger RNA. Lineage: Eukaryota; Viridiplantae; Streptophyta; Zygnematophyceae; Desmidiales; Closteriaceae. The record is from the annotation of a GenBank genome assembly.
AUGUCCAUCAGCACCGCUGCAGCCGUCGCUGCUACUGUCUUCUCCGAGGGUGCUGCAAGAAUUCUUAGUCCCGAGGGCAUUACCGUCUCUCGUCCGAGACUUAGUCCCGCAUUGAUUGGACGAUCCACCAAGGGCGCGAGUCUGAGAGGUAAACGUGGCGCGUCCUGUAACGGUGUUCUGCUCUGUGAACCCCCACACCGGGCCGUCCACGUCAGCACCUUCCCCGUCAGCACCGUCCACUGGCGAUCGUGGAAGCCGUUCAGAUCAACGGACGAGAUCAGAUCCAUGAAAUCCGUGCGGAAAAUAUGGGCCACAUCACCCGAUCUCAGCAGCUUCGCCCACAUGAACGACUGGUACGACCACCAGGGUGAAGUUUCCAAGCAGCCGCCCAGGGUCGGCGUGCAGUGGGACAUGUCCCUGGCAGAGCACAGCCUGCCAGACGGAUUCUGCCACGUGGCAAACAGCACAUCGCGCCGCUACGUCGUGAGCAGGAAGGCGGACGCAAUCUGGGCGCCUCUGGAGAUUGCCGAUGGGGAAGGCGGCAUCAAGCUGCCAUUCCUGGUGGAAUUCUUCUUCUCCCACACCCCCACGGCUCGUCUCGGCAGCAUGGUGGGGUUCGAACAAGACGGGGCGUUUCGCACCUCCGUGGUGGUCGAGGAGUCGCUAGACACCAACGAACGCCGCCCCUCCGACUGGGUCUGGCCCGCAUGGGGCCCGGGCGGCGUCCCGUCUCAUCUGCCCGACCACCUGCCGCCCGUUCCGGCACUUGAUGACAAGACAAUGGUGGGAACUCGCACGGUUUUGACUCGCAACCUGAUGGUUCAGGAGCGAGAGAACGUGUCGUGGGCAGAAGAAUGGGGCCCUAACAGCACUGCUGCUGCUGCUGCUGCUGUUGCAGCAGCUGCUGCUGGUGACACUGCUUCAGCGGGAAAAGCUUUUGCAGCAGAAGUAACAGGAGCAGCGGCAGCAGCUGGGUUUAUGGGGCGAGUUCCGGAGGGAGACGAAGAGCGCUACGCCGUGUUUGCUCUGCCGCACGGGGUGGUGGUGUGCGCCCCGCGUUCACUACAGCUGGUGGCUGGCAGGCCAGUCGUGUUUUCGGUGUCGUGGGUGGUGGGGGAGGGCGAAGUGAAGCGCAUCACUGCCUCUUGGGGAGCGAAUGGGAGCUUUGAGAAAGUGGAGGGGGAACUGUACAGGAGAGAAGGUUGA